AUGAAUUGGUGUUUUAAUUUGACUUUUUUCGUAUUUUUAUGUGUGUAUCAAACAUCAGGAGCUGAAGAAAAUAUUUGCCAAGAUGGACAAUAUUAUGAGAAAGAAUCUAAUAUUUGUCGGAAUUGUACAAAAUGUCCGAUAAACUUAAUUAUCCGAACAGAUUGUACAAAUUUAUCCGACACAAUUUGUAGUCAUUUCACAGAAUUUGACAAUUUCCGAAAUGAAAUCCCGUAUGGAACUCAAGAGGAGAUAACUGUAGUCGAAGAAUCUCCAGAUAUUCCAGAUAUUUUUGAUCGUGACUACAAUCCACGAAUUAUUGAAGAAGUCCCAACUACCAGUUCCGAAGAUAAAUACUGGAAGAACUUAGCUUUUGCGUUGAUUGGAGUUUUAUGUGUCCUGAUAAUAGCGGCUACAAUGGUGGUCUGGUACGCCUGUCGGAAACUCCACGCAUCUGUUCAGAUCAAGAGACCUGAAUAUGAUGAUACAGAUGACCCAGAUAAUGGUUACGUGGUGAUUAGAUCUAUAAGACAUACAGCGCCACCUAGCAACCAACCUUUAUCACAAUCUCGUAUAAACAAUACAAACUAUCAGUUGCUACAGCAACAACAACGUUUGAUACGUCCAUAUCGACCAAAACGUAGAUUAUUAAACGAAUACGCUGAUGAUGUAUUUGAAUCAGAUGAUAGCGGUGGAUCGCGAGCAAGUCGGAGAAUAUUGUGUUCGAUACCAGAACAGAAUGAUGAAUCAACAUCACCAAGAGAGUCCGAAUCGUCGCCUGAAAAACAGCCCAUGGUCUAA
Lottia gigantea (owl limpet) is the source of this 798-nucleotide messenger RNA. RefSeq lists its product as hypothetical. Bases 1 to 798 code for a protein of 265 amino acids. The transcript is spliced from 2 exons. The record is from RefSeq and is a predicted model, not a curated record. NCBI's taxonomy places the organism in Eukaryota, Metazoa, Mollusca, Gastropoda, Lottiidae. Gene Ontology annotation, molecular function: protein binding.